This is a messenger RNA of Ophidiomyces ophidiicola, 1830 nucleotides long. RefSeq lists its product as uncharacterized. Gene Ontology annotation, cellular component: membrane. Gene Ontology annotation, biological process: phosphate ion transmembrane transport. The record is from RefSeq and is a predicted model, not a curated record. The transcript has 4 exons. The coding region runs from base 1 to 1830 and encodes 609 amino acids. Lineage: Eukaryota; Fungi; Ascomycota; Eurotiomycetes; Onygenales; Onygenaceae.
AUGAGGUUGGAUCAGUAUACCUAUGUGUUCGUCAUCGGCACUCUGUUUGCCAUGCUCGAUGCCUUUAACAACGGAGCAAACGAUGUGGCCAACUCCUGGGCGACCAGUGUCUCGUCGAGAUCCAUCUCAUACCGACAGGCCAUGAUCUUCGGCACCAUCUUCGAGAUGCUGGGUGCCAUCACGGUCGGUGCACGAACUGCUGAGACCAUCAAGAACGGCAUUAUCCCCUCGUCGGCCUUCCGUGGAGAUGCCGGGGUGCAGAUGCUCGCUUUCACCUGUGCUUUGGCUGCCGCCUCCUCAUGGGUCAUGUGGUGCACACGACACUCCGCUCACGUUUCGUCGACCUACUCGCUCAUUUCCGCCGUUGCCGGUGUCGGUGUCGCGACUGUAGGUGCCAAUAAGGUCCAGUGGGGCUGGAACAACGGCAAGGGUCUUGGUGCCAUCUUCGCUGGCUUGGGAAUGGCGCCCGCCAUUUCCGCCGGCUUUGCUGCCUGUAUUUUCAUGCUCAUCAAGCUUGUGGUGCAUAUGCGCAAAAACCCCGUCCGAUGGGCUGUGUACACCUCGCCCUUCUUUUUCCUCAUCGCCGGCACCGUUUGCACACUUUCCAUCGUCUAUAAGGGCUCUCCAAAUCUUGGCCUGAACAAACGGCCUCCGUGGUACGUUGCAGCCGUCACGAUGGGCACUGGUGGUGGUGUGGCUCUCCUGGCAGCCAUCUUCUUUGUUCCUUUCGUGCAUGCCAAGGUAAUCAAGAAGGAUUACACCCUCAAGUGGUGGAUGUUCGUCAUGGGCCCCCUUCUCUUCAAGCGCCCAGCACCUCCUGAUGCGGACCAGGCCAGGGUUCCCAACUAUGCUGUUGUCCAAGAAGACGAGGAAGAGGAUCAUAACCCGGCUUCCCCCUCGAAGACCUCCACCAGUGAAUACGAUAACAACAAGGAAAUCGGAGAAGCCCCUGCUCAGAAGCCUGAGAACGAGCACGCAAAGGACCUUGCGAUGGUUGACGCUCCAGGUCCAACGUACAAGGAACUCGUGGCUCAAGGCGAGGCCAAGUUGCACGCCAAACUCCGAAAGAAGAAGGGCCCCAUCGGUUGGGCCAUGCGAACCCUCCAUGAGAACCCUAUGGGCCCUGGCCAGAUCUAUGAGUUCAGUAACAUGAAGAUCCUCGCAAAGCGUAUCCCCGCUAUGAUCGUCUGCGGUGCUCUCUAUGGUCUCCACUACGAUAUUCACGCUGCCCAGACCGGUAUUGCUGGAACUCCUGACGGCAAACGUAUGCAGCGUGUGUACGCCCAUGCUGAGAAGUACCCCAACGAAGUCGAGCACACCUACUCUUUCGUCCAGAUCUUGACAGCCUGCACUGCUUCUUUUGCUCACGGUGCCAACGAUAUUGGAAACUCCGUCGGUCCCUGGGCCGUCAUCUACUCUGCUUGGAACACGGGUAACGCUGCUGCUUCCAAGGCUCCUGUCCCUGUCUGGCAGCUCGCUGUCCUUUCCGCGACUAUCUCCGUCGGUCUCAUUACCUAUGGUUAUAACAUCAUGAAGGUCAUGGGUAACAAAAUCACCUAUCACUCACCUAGCAGAGGUUCCUCCAUGGAGAUGGGUGCCGCCAUCACUGUCCUUGUCUUCUCCCAAUUCUCUCUUCCCGUAUCUACCUCUAUGUGUAUCACUGGUGCUACCGUCGGAGUUGGUCUCUGCAACGGCACCAUCAAGGCUGUCAAUUUCCAGCGAGUGGGGCUCCUUCUCCUUUCGUGGAUCGCGACCAUCCCGGUUGCUGGAACCAUCGGAGGUGUCCUUAUGGGAUUGUUCCUCAAUGCACCUCACUUCAAACCAAAAUAG